This is a messenger RNA of Cimex lectularius (bed bug), 5101 nucleotides long. RefSeq names its product cytoplasmic FMR1-interacting protein (gene Sra-1). NCBI's taxonomy places the organism in Eukaryota, Metazoa, Arthropoda, Insecta, Hemiptera, Cimicidae. Gene Ontology annotation, cellular component: neuron projection; synapse; SCAR complex. The transcript is spliced from 3 exons. Bases 735 to 4604 code for a protein of 1289 amino acids. Gene Ontology annotation, biological process: axon guidance; cell morphogenesis; cell projection assembly. The record is from RefSeq and is a predicted model, not a curated record. Gene Ontology annotation, molecular function: RNA 7-methylguanosine cap binding; small GTPase binding.
UAAGAUGUCAACGCAUGAUUUUCACGUAAUUUCAUUUAACAAGUUUAACAGCUAGAAACAUUAAUGAAGUCUGGGGUGAUGGCAAUGAGUGAGAGCACCGGUCAGAGAAAGUUUGAAAAAUUUUGUGAACGGGACUAGCCUUGAAAAAACAAAAACAAUCUUGGAAGGAUUUCUUCCCUACAUGGUGAUGUUCUGUGACCUUUGGUCUAAGAAACUCUCAGAGCAGCAGUGCAGAGAAUCUUUCAGUUAACAAAUUGACCGUCGCUGACCCCUUGAAGCAAUUGAAAAGAAUCAGCAAGAGGAAGGAACAAAAAGGAAGAUAAGAGAUAGUGCAGUUGACUCAAAAGCCUUUGGUGCUUCCAUUUUCGGGGGCAAAGUGCAGUUUCAACACUUUCUACCAACCAAGUGCCACAUGAAAGAAGAUAGAUUCGUCUUAACAAACAUCAGUCCUUGAGUCUACAGCAUCAACGGUUUUGUUUAGUUGAUUUUUGUUUUCCUUUUAAUUUGAAAUUACUUUUACUUUUUUUUCUUUUUCAAUUAUUUUAUUCGUAUUUUAAUUUAAAAGAAGAAAAUUAUUGGGAAUAUUCUAAGGUCUCAAAUUGGAAAUUGAACCCAGGUCAGAUUGGCUGUUUAGCGAGUCCAUUAAUUUGUGUGCUUUCAGGUUAAGCUUUUUCUUUUUCUAUUUUUUAUUUAUUUUUUCAAAAUUUAACAAAAACCUAAGGCAAAAAAAGAAGAUGGCUACUGAUAAAGUAACUUUAACAGAUGCACUGUCUAAUGUUGAUGUUUUAGAUGAACUGGCAUUGCCUGAUGAGCAGCCGUGUAUCGAGGCGCAGCCAUGCUCUUUAGUCUACCAGUCAAAUUUUGACACCAAUUUCGAGGACAGGAAUGGUUUUGUCACUGGCAUCGCCAAAUAUAUCGAGGAGGCGACAGUUCACGCACGGCUCAAUGAACUCCUGGAAGAGGGACAGGAGCACGCCGUCAUGCUCUACACGUGGCGCUGCUGCUCCCGUGCCAUCCCCCAGCCCAAGUCGAACGAACAGCCCAAUCGUGUGGAAAUAUACGAGAAGACUGUCGAAGUCCUCGCCCCUGAAGUACACAAGCUGUUGAAUUUCAUGUAUUUUCAGAGGAAAGCGAUUGAGAGGUUUUCCGCCGAAGUCAAGAGGUUGUGCCACACAGAGAAGAGGAAAGAUUUCGUCUCCGAAGCCUACCUGCUCACUCUCGGCAAAUUCAUCAAUAUGUUUGCAGUCCUUGACGAACUCAAGAAUAUGAAGUCAAGCGUAAAAAACGAUUACUCCACUUACAGGAGAGCCGCUCAGUUUCUCAAAGUGCUCGCCGAUUCACACACCCUUCAAGAAUCACAAAACCUGUCAAUGUUUCUUGCAACACAAAAUAAAAUCAGGGACACGGUUAAAGAAAAUUUAGAAAAAAUUGCAGGCUACGAGGAACUUCUGUCCGAUGUUGUUAAUCUAGCAGUGCACAUGUUUGACACGAGAAUGUAUCUAACGCCAAACGAAAAACACAUGCUUGUCAAAGUCAUGGGAUUUGGCCUUUUUCUGAUGGACAAUGAAAUGUGUAAUAUCAAUAAAUUGGACCAAAAGAAAAAAUUGAAUCUGAGCAAGAUUGAUAAAAUAUUCAAGAAUCUUGAAGUCGUGCCACUUUUUGGAGACAUGCAAAUUGCACCUUUCAACUACAUUAAAAGAAGCGCCCAUUUUGAUGCUUCUAAGUGGCCAUUGUCCAGCUCCACUGCAAUGAGUCCUCAAGCCGAACUCAUGAUUCACUUGCCACAGAUCCGCGAAGACCAUGGCAAGUACAUCAGUGAGCUCGCCAGAUAUUCUAAUGAAGUGACAACUACAUAUAAAGAGACACGUACAGACAUUGAAAAUAAGGAAACUGCAGAUUUGGCACUCAGAGGCUUACAGUUGUUAUCAGAAUGGACGAGUGUCGUCACUGAGCUUUAUUCAUGGAAAUUGCUUCACCCGACUGACCAUCAUCAGAAUAAGGAGUGCCCGGCUGAGGCCGAAGAAUACGAGAGAGCAACUCGGUACAAUUACACAACUGAAGAAAAAUUUGCACUGAUAGAGGUCAUCGCCAUGGUUAAAGGUCUACAGGUUUUAAUGUCUCGAAUGGAAACUGUAUUCACAGAAGCUAUCAAGAGGAAUAUUUACGCCGAACUUCAAGAUUUUGUACAGCUCCAUCUAAGAGAACCCUUGAGAAAGGCGAUUAAAUAUAAAAAAGAGUUGAUCAGGAGUAUUAUCGUAUCUGUGAGGGAGACUUGUGCUGACUGGCAGAGGGGUUUCGAACCUCAAGCGGAUCCGGCACUCAAAGGGAAAAAAGAUCCAGACUCUGGUUUUGGAAUAAAAGUUCCCAGGAGGAAUGUCGGUCCUUCAUCCACUCAAUUGUACAUGGUAAGGACGAUGCUCGAAUCGCUAAUCGCAGAUAAAUCUGGUGGCAAACGUACUCUCAGAAAAGACAUAGACGGGCAAUAUUUAGUUCAUAUCGAUCAGUUCCACAAAACAUCGUUUUUCUGGAACUAUCAGUUGAGUUUCAGCGAAUCGCUUCAGCAAUGUUGUGAUCUAUCACAGCUUUGGUACCGGGAGUUUUAUCUGGAGAUGACCAUGGGCAGAAGAAUCCAAAAAUGUACAGUAAAACAUCAACACAAUGAUGAAUGCAGUGAUUUGAUAACGAUGGAAAAAAGAAUUCAGUUUCCCAUUGAAAUGUCAAUGCCAUGGAUCUUAACAGAACACAUCCUGCGAACAAAAGAGCCGUCAAUGAUGGAAUUUGUUUUAUAUCCUCUUGAUCUGUAUAACGACAGUGCACAUUAUGCUCUUACCGUUUUCAGAAAACAAUUCCUUUAUGAUGAAGUUGAAGCUGAAGUAAAUCUCUGCUUUGAUCAAUUUGUUUAUAAGUUGUCAGAGCAAAUUUUUACUCAUUAUAAACAACUCGCUUCAAGUAUACUUCUUGACAAGAGGUUCAGAUCGGGGUGUGAAUCACUCGGCAUGAGUAUCUAUGUAUUCCCAUACCCGAGAGCUAAUAGAUACGAAACUCUUCUAAAACAGAGACAUGUUCAGCUUUUAGGAAGGUCCAUCGACCUCAACAAACUCAUCACCCAAAGAAUUAAUGCUGACAUGCAAAAGGCUUUAGAUGUAGCGAUAAGCAAAUUUGAGGCAGGUGAUAUAACAGGUGUCGUUGAAUUGGAUGAAUUGCUGCAAGUAAAUCGAGUCUGUCACAAGCUGUUGAGCAAGUUUCUCGCCUUGGACGAUUAUGACGCCAUGUUCAGAGAGGCAAAUCAUAAUGUUUUAGCUCCCUAUGGAAGAAUAACACUGCAUGUUUUCGGGGAAUUGAAUUUCGACUUUCUCCCAUGUUAUUGCUACAAUGCCGCAACGAAUCGUUUUGUGAAAAGCAAAGGCGGCAUAGAUUUUAUUCCGCCUGUCCACCGUGACAAGUUGCCACAAAUGCGCUAUCAGUAUCUGUGGGGGAGCAAACAACUCAAUAUAUCUUAUUCAACCAUUUUUGGACAGUAUACCGGUUUUGUCGGAACGUGUCACAUGAGGUCGAUAUGUCGUCUUUUGGGCUAUCAGGGCAUAGCUGUUGUUAUGGAAGAAUUGUUGAAAAUCGUCAAAGGCUUGAUUCAAAACACUUUAUUGCCAUUUACAAGGGCUUUGAUGGAUGCUAUGCCUAAAGUUUGCAAACUUACAAGAUACGAUUAUGGUUCCCCUGGUGUAUUUGGGUACUACCAAGCCCAACUCAUUGAUAUCAUCCAGUAUGCUGAUGCUAAAACAGAUCUUUUUCACCAAUUUAGAGUACUUGGAAACAUGAUUAUUUUCUGCCUCUUGAUGGAACAAGCUCUAUCCCAGGAAGAAGUAUGCGAUUUGUUACAUGCCGCCCCAUUUCAGAAUAUACUUCCCAAACCAUUCUGCAAGGAAGGGGGGAAGCCCGAGGCAAAACAGAAAAGGCUCGAAGCGAAGUAUGCAUCUCUACAAAUUGUACCAAAUAUCGAAAGGCUCGGCACACCGAAACAGGCACAGAUUGCAAGAGAAGGUGAUUUACUGACGAGAGAGCGUUUAUGCUGUGGACUCUCCAUUUUUGAAGUAGUCCUUACUCGUUUGGGAGGGUUUUUAGACGAUCCAGUCUGGAUCGGGCCUCCUCCUCCAAAUGGAGUUAUGAACAUAGACGAAUGCACCGAGUUCCACCGCCUGUGGUCUGCUUUGCAAUUCAUCUAUUGCAUCCCAGUCGGUGACACAGAGUUAACCGUCGAGGAACUAUUCGGCGAGGGGUUAAACUGGGCUGGCUGCACCAUGAUCGUCCUUCUCGGCCAGCAGAGGCGCUUCGAAGCCCUUGACUUUUGCUACCACAUACUGCGCGUUCAACAAGUGGAUAGAAAGGACGAAAUCGUGAAAGGGAUCCACUUAAAGAGGUUGGUGGAGAGGAUCAGACGUUUCAAGGUUCUCAACUCACAAAUUUUUGCAACCCUCAACAAAUAUUUGAAGUCAAAUGAUAACGAUUCCAAGUCGGUAGAACAGGUCAGAUGCUUUCCUCCUCCAAUUCAUCCUUCUAUCGCUCCCCAGUCGCAUUAUUACCGCCCUGAACAAAUUGUACAUAACUGAAUUUUUUUUUUAUGUCUGCUUAUUUUAAAUAAUUUAUUAAUAUGUUCUUCUUUCUGUUAUUCAAUUUAGGCCACAUUUUUACUAACAAAAUGUUUAAGCAAUUAGAAAACGCCUCAAACUAACCUUUGUUCCAAAAGUCAUAAUGGUCUCAGCUAUAAUCACUCCCUUGCCAUUUUCUGGUAAAUAAAAACAAAUCAAAUUUUGUAUUUUUACCAUAAACUUUUACCAGAUCAUUUCACUCGUUCUAAACCAUGAAUGGCAAAACAACUUAAAAUCCCAAUAAUUUUCUUCACUGAUUUUUAUAAGGAAAAAGCAAGUCUUAGAAAAGAGAGUAAAGUAAUGCUGAAUUUUUUUUCAAGUUUCCUCGAAGUUUUGGAGGCUGGCUGACCAUAAUAUUGUGUGGCUUGAAUGUUUGAAGAAAGAAGACUGCGAAACACUACCCGGGCGUUUCUCUAACUCUCUCACUCUCUGUUUUCUUAGUUGGCAGACCUCCCACU